CCCUUCACACCUUUCCCUGGUUCACAUCUCUUCCUCUCUCGCUAUCUCUGUCUUGAAUUUGAUAUGUUUCUUGAUCUCUUGUCCUUCUUCUGAGGCUGAGACCGAGGACAGAAAUAUAAUAUAUCUUUCACUCUUUUGCCUCUUUCCCAUUUCUCACUUUUCAUAUAAGAAACAAUAAGACCCUUUGCCUUUAUUCUCCUCUUCUUCCUCUCUGAAUAUAGAUCUCUCUUAGCCUACGAGUGUUAACUAGAAUUCUGCAAGAGUCGGCACAGGGAAAAUUGGAUAUAGAGAAAUUUUUUGUAGAGAUACUUGUAUACAUAAUACAGAGUUAGUUGAUCAAUUUUUGGGAUCAUGAAGCACAGGGAGAAAGAUGGAAAACCGUCAUCUCAUCCAGAUAAAAGUUCAAGGACAAUUCCCAUGGCAAUAAUGUUUAUCGUGCUAUGUGGCUUUUCAUUUUAUCUUGGAGGAAUCUUUUGUUCUGAGAAGGACAGAUAUGAAACUGUUGAAGAUGCAAUUGAAUCACCCAAGUCAAUUGCUGCAGGCCCUCUCCAAAUAAAAGAUGUUUCCUUUCCUGAAUGUGGCCUCGAUUAUCAGGCCUACACUCCAUGCACUGAUCCAAGGAGAUGGAAGAAGUAUGGUUUGCAUAGGCUGACUUUUCUAGAAAGGCAUUGCCCUCCAGCAUUUGAAAGGAAAGAAUGCUUGGUUCCCCCGCCAGAUGGCUAUAAGUUGCCCAUCAGAUGGCCUAAGAGCCGAGAUCAGUGUUGGUACAGAAAUGUUCCAUAUGACUGGAUUAACAAACAAAAGUCCAAUCAACAUUGGCUGAAGAAAGAAGGGGACAAGUUCCUCUUUCCUGGUGGAGGUACCAUGUUCCCCAACGGAGUUGGAGAGUAUGUUGAUCGGAUGCAGAAACUCAUUCCCGGAAUGAAGGAUGGGACUAUCCGCACUGCCAUUGAUACUGGGUGUGGGGUUGCAAGCUGGGGAGGUGAUUUACUAGACCACAAUAUUUUGACAGUCUCCCUUGCACCAAGAGAUAAUCACGAGGCUCAAGUUCAGUUUGCUCUUGAACGUGGGAUUCCUGCGAUUUUGGGAAUCAUUUCAACACAGAGACUUCCUUUUCCAUCAAAUUCAUUUGACAUGGCUCAUUGCUCAAGAUGCCUCAUCCCAUGGACUGAAUUCGGUGGAAUUUACCUUCUUGAAAUACAUCGUAUACUUCGUCCUGGGGGUUUUUGGGUUCUCUCUGGCCCACCUGUGAACUAUGAAAACCGCUGGAGAGGAUGGAAUACUACUAUUGAAGAGCAGAAAUCAGACUAUGAAAAAUUGCAAGAAUUGCUUACUUCCAUGUGCUUCACAUUUUACAAGAAGAAGGAUGAUAUUGCUGUGUGGCAGAAAUCUUCAGAUAAUAACUGCUACAAGAAGCUUGAUUCUCCAGAUAACUACCCAACAAAGUGCGAUGAUGGUACUGAGCCAGAUUCAGCUUGGUACACUCCACUUCGGCCUUGUGCUGUUGUUCCUGAUAAUAAGUACAAGAAAUUAGGGUUGAACUCAAUUCCCAAAUGGCCCCAAAGACUGCAUGUUGCUCCUGAACGUGUUACAGAUGUUCGUGGUGGCAGUGAUGGUGCUUUCAAUCAUGAUGAUAGUAAAUGGAAGGCACGAGCUAAGCACUAUAAGAAGUUGUUGCCUGCAAUCGGGACGGAUAAGAUAAGAAAUGUGAUGGAUAUGAACACAUUGUAUGGAGGUUUUGCGGCGGCUUUGAUUGAUGAUCCCUUGUGGGUGAUGAAUGUGGUUUCCUCAUAUGCAAGCAAUACACUUGCUGUGGUGUUUGACCGGGGCCUUAUUGGAACCUACCAUGACUGGUGCGAGGCUUUUUCAACAUAUCCAAGAACUUACGAUAUACUUCAUGUAGAUGGCCUCUUCACUGCUGAAAGCCACAGAUGUGAAAUGAAGUACGUCUUGCUGGAGAUGGAUCGCAUAUUGCGGCCUAACGGGUAUGCAAUCGUCCGCGAGUCCAGCUUUUAUGUUGAUGCUGUUGCAGCCAUAGCUAAGGGCAUGAAAUGGGGAUGCCGUAAAGAAGAUACAGAGUAUGGUGUUGACAAGGAGAAGAUAUUGAUUUGCCAGAAGAAGCUCUGGUAUUCUUCCACUAAGCAGACUUCAUGACAAAGAUGAUGAAACAUGCAAAGAACAAAAGAUACUAUAGUUCUGGUGAAGAGUCUCAAAGGAGAUCAGAUAUAUAUACACCAACCAUAGGAGACAAUGUCCCAUACAAACCACAGAAGAUAUUUGUUUGAGAAAAUAUGAACACAAUUUUCAAUUGGAGAAUUGGCUAUAUCCCAAUAAUUUUUUCCUGAUUUUUUUUUCUUAGUGUAUUGUAAACCAUACUAUAUUCUUUAUUAGGUUCAAUGUUUAGGUUUUUUUGUAUUUCUAAUUUUUCUCCUUUUUACUCUUUUUUUUCCCAUGCCAAGGCCAGCUGUGGUAAUGUAAUGUGUUGUAUGCAUAUCAUCUCAGCUCAUUGGCUCAUUUAGUAAUGAAAUUUGCUCUCAUAUUCAAGUUUCCAA
Coffea arabica (coffee) is the source of this 2552-nucleotide messenger RNA. Its product is annotated as probable methyltransferase PMT20. Lineage: Eukaryota; Viridiplantae; Streptophyta; Magnoliopsida; Gentianales; Rubiaceae. Gene Ontology annotation, cellular component: trans-Golgi network; endosome; cytoplasm. The record is from RefSeq and is a predicted model, not a curated record. Gene Ontology annotation, molecular function: methyltransferase activity.